AUGGGCUGCCAGUUUGGGGACCUGACACGGAUGCAGCAUGCGAUCUCCUAUAGCUUGUCACUCUUCAGCAAAGGUAUCCCCAAUGUGCUAUGCCUCACUCACGAGUGUAUUCUGCACAGGGCGCCACCGUUUGUAGUCUUCUAUCUGAUCUACACACGGUGGAGCCAGAAGUUUGAGCAGUCCAAAAGGAAGAAUCCAGCCGUGUAUGCAAAUGGCGAGUGA
Messenger RNA from Acomys russatus (golden spiny mouse), 222 nucleotides. RefSeq names its product cytochrome b-c1 complex subunit 8-like. The record is from RefSeq and is a predicted model, not a curated record. Bases 1 to 222 code for a protein of 73 amino acids. The transcript has a single exon. NCBI's taxonomy places the organism in Eukaryota, Metazoa, Chordata, Mammalia, Rodentia, Muridae. Gene Ontology annotation, biological process: mitochondrial electron transport, ubiquinol to cytochrome c.